AUGUCGACGCACAACCGCGGACGCUCUACAGAGCCUUCGCAGCCCAGGUCCCAGAUCGAGCGGGUACUCUCUAUUCGUCGAUCGACGGACGAAUCUAGCGGUGCAGAUGUUUUCAUCAACAAAGAAUCCCUCGAGUGUCCGCCAUGGGCUCGUGGGGCUUAUGGCGGACAGAUUAUUGCUCAGUCAUUGUUAGCCGCCUACGAGACUGUGCCCCCCGAUUUUGUCGUGCACAGCAUCUAUUGCCAUUUCCUGAAUGCCGCAAAUGUUGACCUGCCCAUUACCUACCACGUGGAGAGAGUGCGCGAUGGGAAAAGCUUCGCCACUCGAGUUGUCCACGUGAGACAGCAUCAGAGACUCAUCGUCUCGGCAACAGCCAGUUUUACCCAGGACAGCAAAAGAGCGAAGGUACUCCAGCACGCAGUUCCGAUACCGAGCGAUGAGAGUCCGCCAGGCGACAAUCUUGAAGCCAUCACACAGUCCGCCGCAGGCCAGGCGGGCGAAGGCCGACCAUGUGACUGUGUGCGCUCUCGCGUGGAAAACAAAGGUCUGCCACAUGUGCGAAGGCUUCGGCAAUGGAUCAGAGCUCGCGGCCGGAUUGGGGAGACAUCACUUGAUGCAUAUGGCAGCCCGGAUGAGUCAAGCUCGACAGGCAGGGGAACUGGCCCAAUCUCACAGGACGGACACCGGGCGCACGUUGCGACAUUGGCCUACAUGACCGACAACUACUUCAUCGGCACCGUCUUUCGCGUCCACAAUGCUUCUCGCUUCUCCAAUCCGCUGUCACCACACCCCAUGCUGUCCAGGUCCAAAAAAGACGGAGCGGACGCAGGGACUGUGCAGGAGUAUUUCGACAGGCUGGCCCAAGAGGAGAGCAAUGACAACAGAGACGCGCCCCAGAAUGACAAACACGUCGACAUGAUGGUGACUCUGGACCACACCAUCUUCUUCCACGAACCACGGCACUUUCGCGCUGACGAGUGGUUGCUGGCCGAGAUGGAGAGCCCGUGGGCAGGCAAUGAAAGAGGUCUCGUGGUGGAACGGAUCUGGGGCCACGAAGGCACUCUGGUUGCUACUUGCAUUCAAGAAGGCGUGGUAAGAUUAUCGCAACAUCGGAGCGACAGUAAAUUAUAG
Cladophialophora psammophila CBS 110553 is the source of this 1131-nucleotide messenger RNA. RefSeq lists its product as uncharacterized. Gene Ontology annotation, cellular component: peroxisomal matrix. Gene Ontology annotation, molecular function: fatty acyl-CoA hydrolase activity. The transcript has a single exon. Gene Ontology annotation, biological process: fatty acid catabolic process; acyl-CoA metabolic process. The record is from RefSeq and is a predicted model, not a curated record. Lineage: Eukaryota; Fungi; Ascomycota; Eurotiomycetes; Chaetothyriales; Herpotrichiellaceae. The coding region runs from base 1 to 1131 and encodes 376 amino acids.